Ricinus communis (castor bean) is the source of this 2113-nucleotide messenger RNA. RefSeq lists its product as uncharacterized. Lineage: Eukaryota; Viridiplantae; Streptophyta; Magnoliopsida; Malpighiales; Euphorbiaceae. The record is from RefSeq and is a predicted model, not a curated record. The coding region runs from base 163 to 1818 and encodes 551 amino acids. The transcript is spliced from 9 exons.
AAACUGUAUUAAAUUUGGACUCAUAAUAAUAAAAAAAUAAUAAUAAUCACUUUUGCUUUUCUCUCGGUGGACUGAUGAGUCAAAUUACAUUCAACUCCAUUUUUCUCUUGAUCUUCUUGUCUCCACCAAACUACUUCAGUCUCCGAGAAAAUUGAAGAAAUCAUGGAAAAUGUUAAACAAACAUCACAAAGACAGACCAGCAGCAGCCAAGUGGACAAACCCUGCACAAUAUGUGGUGAUAUUGGUUUUGGGGAAUUGAUUGCAACUUGCUCUAAAUGUAAAAUAGCUUGUCAACAUGUUUAUUGCAUGGCAUCCUCUAAUGGAGAAGUCCCUGAAAAAGUCCCAAAACCUUGGACAUGUGAUGACUGUCACCUGAUACCAGAUAAAGAUAGAUGCGAUGAGAUCGGGAAAGAAAAUUUCCAGAAUUCCUCUAAUACUAUCCACCAUGAUGCAGUGAGGAAGGGAGGUCCCACCAAAAUGUCUGGUUAUGCAGGAUGGCGUGUACAUUCUGUAAAAACUGGUAAAGUAAAAUUUCUUUCUACUAAAGAAGUGAUUAGACUGUCAGCGGGAGCUGCUACUGACAUGGGAUCUCCUUCAAAGAGUAAUUUGGGAAAUCGACAUGGUUAUUCUUAUCCCAUCUCCCCUCCAAAGGGGAAACAAAAUCCAAGUUUUAUCUCCUUUAGUCCUAAGAAGCCUCCAGGACAUGGCAGAAUCAUAAGCAGUUCAAUAACUAGUCAACAGCCACAGAGAACGUCAAAAGUGAGUGUUCAACUUUUCAGCAAUAAAGGAAUGUGGAAAAACCAAGAGAAAGGAACAGAAAAGGAAGAUCUAAAGGCUAUCAUCAAUCCUGUGAAGGAACAUUGUUGGAAGGAUACUGACACUCUUGCGACGGAAUAUAAUGUCAGUCCUGCAAAGAGAAGUUGUUUCAAGGAACAGAAAAUAACUUCUAUUAAGCCUGCCAAGGAAGUCAAAACUUGCAACUUUGAUGGGCUUGCAAAAGAAGAAAAAAGAUCCAGUUCCAAUUUGAUUGCUAAAGAAGUCAAGACUUGCAAUAUGAAUGCACAGGAAGCUGUGAACAGUUCUUUAGCAUCAGCUCAUCAUCUACCACCUAUUAUCAGGAGUGACUCUUUCCCUGUUGUUGAAUCUAAGAAACCAGAUGUUGAAGGAAGGGACCCUAACCUUUGCCUGUAUCAUCCGUUUUUCCCUGCUCUGAAUGUUACUUGGAAGGGAGGUUUCAAGUUUAUUGACACUGCCAAACCUGGUAAGUUUUAUGGUGGGUUCCAAGCUCAGCCUCCAAGCAGAGUAAGUCGUCGAGCCUACGAGCUUGCACAAAAGAUGCCUAUAGUCCUUCAGAUCGAGCUGCUUCCAAGACAUGUUUGGGCAGAUGUAUUCCAGAAAGAUUAUCCAGAUUUUCGUGACAUUGCAUUGUAUUUUUUCCCUUCUGAAAAUACUGAGAGAUCCAAAGAUAAUCACGCAAGCUUUUUUAAGCUUAUGGAAAUUCAAAGUUCAGUAUUGAGAACUUACAUUAGUGAUGUGGAGCUGCUAAUAUUCACUUCAAAACAGCUCCAUAGAGACUCGCAAGAUGUUAUUGAGAGGUCAGGCAUGGAGCAUUUCAUAUGGGGAGUUUUUCGUCGAGCAAAAAGAGAUCAAUUUCCUCCAGAGCUUGAUUGUGCCAGCACAGGAUGCAGUGAUGUUCUCGAUAUGGAAAUUGACAUGGUAGGCGAGCAGCCUCUGGGGAGAGUUGAUGCGGUUGUUACAAAAGAAUCUUCCAAGAGGGCUGGUGGAGAAUCUGUCAGAAAAACUGUCAACCAGUGUUAGUGAAUCGACUAUCCCACAAAAAGAGGAAACGAAAACCUCCACCAAGGAUGCUAAAUCAACAAGAUUUGCUCCUACAAAUCAGCAAUCCAAUUCUGAUCUACCAGUUGUAACAGAUGCCAUAAAUCAACAAUUUAAUGCUGUAACAAAUACCACAAAAUCAACAACUUAAUUUGCUCCAUUAGUUGUACCAGAUUUCUUUACUCUUGUAAAUACUAUGUAUAAAUAUAAGUUGUACAUAAUGGAAAAUUGUAACAUAACUAUUAUUCAUCAAUCCUUGCUCAGCUUUAUUACCUUU